Molecule: messenger RNA, 1229 nt
Organism: Gigantopelta aegis
Lineage: Eukaryota; Metazoa; Mollusca; Gastropoda; Neomphalida; Peltospiridae
Product: ragulator complex protein LAMTOR4-like
Exons: 4
Coding region: 133-426 (97 amino acids)
Biological process (GO): positive regulation of TOR signaling; cellular response to amino acid stimulus
Cellular component (GO): Ragulator complex; lysosome
Molecular function (GO): guanyl-nucleotide exchange factor activity
Source: RefSeq, a predicted model, not a curated record
AAUCUAUCCAUGGCAUGUGACAAAACUGUAGCAGAAGCUUUUUUUUUUGGUUCAGAUUCAGUGACACUGCGUUCUGGUUCGACAGCUUCAUAUCGUGGGCUGACAGUAGAUUUAAUUGCUCAACUGUUAUAAAUGGCCGCACAAGGGUUGGAGCGGAUUCCUGAUUCUCUGGGAUACCUUGUCCUCACAGAAGAUGGCGCUGUAGUUAGUUCUGGCGGAGAGCUUGAGAAUGACGAGAUGAUGGCAAACAAACUGACGCGACUCGUGUACACGGCCAGCAAGAUCCCACUGUCGGCCGACAAGAGAGAUACGUUCAGGAGAAUAUCAGUUAUUUGUGACGAUGUGGUUUACAUGGCAACAGUUUCCAAUCACAGGAUCUACAUCUGUAAACGCCAGUAUGUAACCCAGGAACCUGUUGUCACGUGAUGUCUGGCUAGGUGAUGUUACGGGUCACGUGAUUGGCUGAGAGACUGCACUCAUUGUUUCUAGUGAUCUCAUUGGUCAUUAUACAGUAAAUGACAUUUUCUUGAAACUGUUGAUGGGCAAUGCCUGUGAAAGAUUGUUAUUGUAUAUAUUUGUUCAAAAAGUAUUUUAUAUGAUGAGAAAAAAGGCAAGAGCUUUAAGGUGCCAAGUUUGGAAAAGUUAGUUUAUUUUGUUUAAUGACAUCACUAGAGCACAUUGAUUUAUUAAUUAUUAGCUGUUGGAUGACAAACAUCUAAUCAUUGUGCCACGUAAUUUAUUACAGCAAGGGAUCUUUUGUUAAUGAUUUUCCCAGACAGGACAGCUCAUCUAGUCCUGUUGCACUGGUUGGGGUUGGGGAGAAAAUACAGCCCGAGAAUAGAUCCACUGAGGAGGUUUGAUCCUACGACCAAAGCACCUUGGACGACUGACCUAUAUUCCACCCCACCAUAAAUAUCUUGAUAAAGACAUGGGUGUAGGGGAGACAGUGUACUUAAUAUUUUAUGCCUGGUGGGUUUGCUACAAGUUUCUUCUCUUUGUUUGGGUCUUUUUGAAUGAAAGUGAUGUCAAACUUAAUGACGUCAUUUUGAAUGUCCUUACAUCAAAAUAAACUAGUGCAUAACAUUUUUUGUUUUCUGAACGCUGGACAGCUAUCAGUGUAAAAUUGGUAUUGAAAUGUUUUUAUUUCAUGACUAUGAAUGCAUACGUCUAUUAUUAUAAAGUGUCACUCUUGUACGUUUGCUUAAAUGUCAAUAAAGCUAGUGCCGUGA